Molecule: messenger RNA, 2558 nt
Organism: Neolamprologus brichardi
Lineage: Eukaryota; Metazoa; Chordata; Actinopteri; Cichliformes; Cichlidae
Product: thrombomodulin-like
Cellular component (GO): membrane
Molecular function (GO): transmembrane signaling receptor activity; calcium ion binding
Source: RefSeq, a predicted model, not a curated record
GGGGAUGUGGUCUAGCCCGCUCAGAGAGCUGAGGGACAAAGUGAGGAGCAGCCGGCUGAUUAAGAGCGACUUCCUUCCUCUUUCGGGACACUGACAUGGAGUUGAUGGGCUAUAAAUGCCAGCUAAAGGGUUCUUCACACAAACAGGCCCAUAAUCUGACGGGACGCACAUAAACUUAAAGGAAGAAAGCCGAGGGUCAAACAUGAAUCCUGUCCUGCAGUUGGCGGUCCUGCUGCUGCUCUCGCUGGUGAACAGAGUCGGCAGUAUAGCCCCGAGUGGGGGGUACUGCAUCGAUAACCAGUGUUUUGCUGUGUUCAGAGACCCGAGCGAUUUCAGCAGAGCGCAAAAUGAAUGUAGAGAUCAAGAGGGGCAACUAAUGACCGUGCGCUCAUCUGUAGCACACGAUGUUCUUUCUGUUCUGCUGGGAAACUUUACGGGGAGCUUCUGGAUCGGUUUACAUCGACCCCUCCGCUGCCCAGACCCCGUUGCCAGGCUGAGGGGCUACGAGUGGGUGACUAAAGACGACGAGAGUGACUUCUCAAACUGGCUGCCAGACUUUAACAUGAACUGCUCUUCUCAGCGCUGCGUCUCAGUUUCCCCAGAAUUGGACUUCAGGUGGAGCCAGAAACCGUGCCAGGAUCAGGCCGCCGGGUUUCUCUGUGAGUACACCAGUGUCGGCAUGUGCCAAAGUCAAGAGUCACCGGGAGAGACUGUCACGUACACCACUCCGUAUGGGUUUGUGGUCAGAGACUUGCUGCCUGCGCCUCCUGGAAGCAUCGCUCUCCGGAUGCCAUCUAAGACCAAAUAUCUGUGCUACGCAGAGAUGUGGCAGCCGGCGCCCUGGAACUGCGAGAUGGACGAAGGCGGGUGUGAGUAUAAAUGCACGGAGAGUCCUAACAAGAUGCCUUCGUGCUACUGCCCACCAGGAAAAACCCUGAAUCCUGCGAAUAAAGUGACCUGCGAGCAGCAGCUCGUGGGAGACCCGUGUCAGGCGCUGAGCUGCGAGCAGAUCUGCUACAUGAACGGAGACUCCUACGCGUGCACGUGUGAUCGUGGCUUUCAGCUGGCGGGUGACGGCAGGUCGUGCGUGGACUUCAAUGACUGCAACGACCCGCGGCAGUGUCCCGGGGAGAACUCCGUGUGCGUCAACAAACCCGGCGGGUUCGAAUGCAUCUGCAAGGCGGGAUACUCCACGCGCAACGGCCAGUGCGUCGACGUGAACGAGUGCGUGUCUGGUCCGUGUGAGCAUGAGUGUCACAACACCCACGGUAGCUACAAGUGCUCGUGUUAUGAUGGAUACCGAGUGGACCCGAAGUCAGCGAAUAAGUGCAAACUGUUCUGCGGGAAGGAGGAAUGCCCCGCGGAGUGUGACCCGAACAACAAGUUCCAGUGUUACUGUCCCGACGGCUACGUAGCCGAGGAGAGAGGGGACAGUACGGUGUGCAUAGACAUGGACGAAUGCAGUGACCUUUACUGCGAACAGAAAUGUAAGAACACAUUCGGGAGCUACGCGUGCUUCUGCUCUCUGGGGUAUAUGCUAGUCGACGGAUACAAGUGCGUAGAAAGCGACGACGACAGCUCUGAAGGGACAUCAGCACCGGACACUCCCACUACCGUAUCGGUACCACAUCCACAUCCAACCAGGCAGCCCUCGGGGGUGCCACCGGGGGGUCUGGUGGGAAUAAUAAUUUUCACUGCGGUUUUUAUCGUUCUCGUGGUCUUUCUGGCGGAUCGCGCCAUCAGACGCAGGGCGAAGAGGACGAACAGCAUUGCGCUCAAAGCUGAGGAGGAUCACGGCUUCCAUCAAGUGAAAGGUGAAAGCUGAGCCAAGCAGAGACGGUUUAAGCAUGACACGUGAAUGUACAGUGAGAGGUUUACCGGAACUUUGCAGAUCGCAUUACAGUGGAAGGGAAAGUGUCCACAGCACUGCAGAAACAUGUUACAAACAGUUUUCUCUGUGGAAGGACGUGCCUUCAUUUUAUUUACCAUUCAGGUACAGAUGCCAUGUGAUGACAAAGGACUUCAAAUUCUAAAAUAUUAAUAAAUGUUUUUGAAAAUGUAAAUGUCUGGGGCUUCUUUUUCCCUUUAACCUUUUUUCUGAAUCGAUAGAAAACAGCAUGUCACCCUUUGAAUGCACAGCACCCUGAACCCACCACUAAAGCGCUCACUUUGUUGGCAAAACCUUAAACACUUUUGCCUUGUUGGAAAUAGUUUGCAGAUCUUGUUUGAUCUUACUGUAAACAGAUUUUGCACAAAGCUGCCAUCAGGAAGCAGAAGUUAAACAUACAGCACAGACGUCAUUUACUAAAUAUAAUGACCGGAAAUACCUUCACUAUAAGCCAGCAUGAGCUCACGCUUGAUACCAAUAUCGAAUGGGAACAAUCUCAGAGGCAGAUAAAGAAGAGUGCCACAGAAGGAGGGGAGAGAGGAGAAGGGUCAUUUCAGUGGAAAUUUGACAAACUGUGAUAAAUUGUGUUCUUGAGAAUUGAAUGCAACCCCACAUGAAUUUUUCUAAGGAAGCGUACAAAUAAAAAGAAUUUCACCAUUCUUUCCUGAAA